This is a messenger RNA of Triticum turgidum subsp. durum (durum wheat), 339 nucleotides long. The record is from the annotation of a GenBank genome assembly. NCBI's taxonomy places the organism in Eukaryota, Viridiplantae, Streptophyta, Magnoliopsida, Poales, Poaceae.
AUGGGCAUCAAUACGGUCUGCUGCUCUGCCAUGUGGUCCCUCCAUGUAUCCCCCUGGACCUCAGUGGCCAGACGCUUCUUCCACUCCGGCUCAGGACGAUUAAGAUUUCUUGAGGAUAACCUCCCUCAUGGUCCAAAAGCUCUCUUGUCCACGUCUCACAUGGCUACAUGGGAAAAUCAAGUGGGGAUCAGAUUUAGUUGUCUUGAUGGGGAAUCACCCCAACAUGAACUAGGUAAUCAAUCUUUCUCAUGGUUUUCGAUGCAACAAAGGAGGUGUGGUGCCAUCAGUUUGAAGCGGACCAUGCAGUUACAAAAUUGUCGUCGUCAGGAAGGUUGCUGA